This is a messenger RNA of Stylonychia lemnae, 4278 nucleotides long. Lineage: Eukaryota; Ciliophora; Spirotrichea; Sporadotrichida; Oxytrichidae. The record is from the annotation of a GenBank genome assembly.
AUGCAGUCUGUUGAAUUUAAAAGACUUUUUAAGGAUAUCGCAGGAUCAGAUAAGUUUUUAAUUAUCAUAGGAACAAUAUCAGCUAUACUUACUGGAAUUUUUCUUCCUAUGUUUUCUUUUCUUCUUGGAGAUCUAGCUGAUAUAUUUGAUCCAAGGAACCCACGAGAUCAAUAAGAAAAAGCUCUAAAAUCAGUGUCACUUUAAAUCGGCCUACUUGGAUUUGCAGUUUGGUUGUUCAGUUAUAUAUUUUUUGGAUUCUGGUAGCAUGCAGCAGAAAAUAUAGUUUUUAAAUUAAGAUCUUAGUACUUGAAUUGUUUGCUAAGACAGGAAAUAGAAGACUUGGAUAACAUGAAUAUAGAGCAGCUUCCAUCUCAACUAAGUGAAAACUUUAGCAUUAUUUAAGAUUCUAUAGGAUAAAAGCUUUCAACAAUCAUAUUUUCAAUAAGUAAUAUACUCAGUGGAAUAGUUAUUGCUUUGAUAUAUGGGCCUGAUUUAACUGGAAUUUUCUUAGUAAUAUUUCCUAUUUUGUUAGCGAUUCUAUUUGCUAUUGGUAUUAGAGUAUAGAAAUUUUCUAUUAGGAAGUAAUCUGUGAUUUAAUAAAUGGGAGGAGUUGUCGAAGAAUGUUUAAUGUCGAUUAAAUUGAUUACAUCUUUUUCUUAAGAGGAAAAAGAGAUUAAGAAAUUUGAAAAAUUAGUAGAACAAGCUAAAGAAAUAUCAGACAAGUCUGAGCAUUAGAUUGCUGCUUUUAUAGGUUUGUUAAAAUUUGUUAUAUUUGGAUUUUAUGCGUUUGAAUCUUACUUAGGCACUGUUUAUAUAUAAUACAAUCUCUUUAAUGCAAGUUCUGGGUAAGAUUAUACAACUGGAGAUAUUAUCUCUGUGAUUAUGUCAUUCAUUUAUGGUACGGGAACGUUAUUUAAUAUCAGUCCCAAUAUUUAAGGAAUUAUAAAAGCUAAGCUAGUCGGGAAACAAAUUUUUGACGUCAUUGAUAAAGUCUAGAAUAAUUUUUCAAAAUAAGAGGGAAAAAUCAAAAACUUUGAGGUUAAUGAAAACAUAAGGUUUGAAUCUGUGUCAUUCAAGUAUCCCAAAGCAAGUAAAGUAACUUUGUAGGACGCUUCAUUUACAAUUCAAGCAAACUAAACUACUGCGAUUGUUGGCAGCUCAGGAUCAGGAAAAAGUACCAUUAUAUAAUUAAUAGAGAGAUUUUAUAAAUUAGAUUCAGGGUCAAUAUUUUUCGAUAACCUAAAUAUUUAAGACGUAGACUUAAGAAUUCUACGCGAGUCGAUCGGAUUAGUUUAAUAAGAACCUGUAUUAAUUAUGGGAUCUAUCAAAGAUAAUAUUCUAUUGGGAAACAAAGAUGCCAGUAACGAUGAGAUAAAAAAUGCCGUUAGAGUGGCUAAUGCAGAAUUUAUUUAUGAACUCUAGCAUUCUCUAGACACCUAUGUAGGGUCAUCAAAUAUUCUUAAUCUUUCUGGGGGUUAGAAGCAAAGAAUAGCAAUCGCAAGAGCUUUGAUAAAGAAUCCAAAGGUGUUGAUAUUAGAUGAAGCCACGAGUGCUCUUGAUCCUAAAAGUGAAAAAGAUGUUUAGCAGGCACUGUAAAAUAUACAAAGAUCAGACAAAAAACUAACAAUCAUUAUUAUUGCUCACAGAAUUUAAACAAUCAUGGCUGCUGACAAUCUGAUCUACCUCGAUAAGGAGCAUAAAAUAGUUCAAUCAUAAAAAGACUCUGACAAAUACCAUUAAAUAAUUAAAAUCUUAGAAUAAAAUAAUGAUUGGGAUGAUAACAGUUAUAGCCCUUUUAAAAUUCCUAAGAAAUUACUAUAAGAAACUUCUUCUUCAGAUAAAAGAAAUGAGGAACUUGAAUAAUCUUUCAACAAACUAAAUACUAAUAGAAAUUUGUAGAAAAAUGAUCUGAAUGAUUCGUAAUACAUCCUGAAAGAAGAAAACAGCGAAAUUAUUAAAUAAUAAUCAUCUAUGUAGAAUCUUGUCAAGAAAUAAUAUGGAAUGAAAGACAUCAUGAAAUACUACAAACCUAAUUUCAAAGUCUUCCUGGCCUUCGUUGCAACAUUUUUAAAUGCCUUUUCAUAUCCAGUCUAUGGGUAUAUCUUCUCUAAAGUAUGUUUUGUAAUGCUUGGAUUCCAAUCACCUACUUUUGUUGAAACGAGGAAUAUUUGGUGCGGUAGUUUCAUGGCUAUAACAUUUUUAAUGGGUUUAUUUGAGUAUUUUAAAGGUUCUUUGCUCGCUUAACUUAGUGAAAAUCUAACAUUUUCAAUUAGAAAAGCACUAUUCUCUUCAAUGAUUAGAUAGAAUAUAGAGUGGUUUGAUAAAAAAGAAAGAGCACCAGGAAUCUUGAGUAGUAUGUACCACGAGGAUAUUUCCUAACUAAAGGGCUUAACUAGCUAAACUUUGGGUCUGAUUCUAGAGGCUCUUUUAUGCCUUUUUAUUGGAAUUACCCUAGCCUUUAUCAGUAAUUGGAAAUUGGCUUUGAUUACUAUCUCUAUUUCACCAUUUCUAAUACUUGGAGGUGUGGCUGAGUAAAUGGUAUACUGGAACUCACUAAAAAAUUCAGCUAAAUAAGUAUAGGAGAACGAAGAGUCAAUGGAUCCUUACGAUAAAGCAAACGCUUUACUCUCCGAUAUCAUUAUCAAUUACAAGACAGUAAUAAGUCUAGGACAAAAGAAUAUAGAGUUUUUAGUAGAUUAAUACAAAGAUUUACUUCAAGGACCAAGAAAAAUUGGUUUAAGACAAGCACAUUUUACCGGUGUUAUCUAUGGAUAUUCUUAAAGCAUACGACUAUUAUUUAUUGGCUUCAUCUUUUUUAUUGGUACGAUUUUUAUUUUUCAGCAUAAUGAGUCCCAGGAGGAUUGCUUUGUUGGCAUCUACACACUAUUCUUGUCAGCAUUAUAAACAGGCUCUUUAUUCACUUAAGUUCCUUCGACUUCCAAAUCAAAGAAAGCAGCAAAUAAAAUUCUCUCUAUCAUAGAUAGCUCGAAGGAUGGCUUAAAAGUUAACUCAGAAAAAGUGGUAAACUAUGAACUCACUGAUACUAUUAAAAAUGGAGAAAUACAAUUUUAAAACAUAAACUUUAAAUACCCCUCAAGAGAUAAAAUUGUACUAAGCAACUUUUCCUUGAAAAUAACACAAGGAUGCAAGGUCGCAUUAGUUGGCCAUUCCGGUUCAGGUAAAAGCACGAUAGCCAAUCUUUUAUUAAGACUUUAUGAAUUCGAUUAAGGAUCAAUAAUGAUUGAUGGAGUGAAUCUAAAAGAUUAUGAUGUUAAAUCUCUAAGAAAUUCAAUUGGGUACGUUAUGCAGGAGCCUUUACUUUUCAACAUGUCAAUAAAGGAAAACAUUAUCUAUGGAAAUGAUAAGGCAUCAGAUGAUUAAAUUAGAGAAGUAGCUGAAAUAGCAAAUGCACUUUAGUUUAUUGAGAACUUUGAAGUUGAAGAGGAAGGAAAUUUAGCCUAGAAUCAAAGCAAAAUAUAAUAACUUAAAGGCAUUGUUAACAAUUUGAAACAAACCAAUUAAGAAUUAGAAAGAAUAUUAGAGAAGAAAGACAAGCUAUUAGAUAGAGCAUUUUAAGAUGUGAUUUAAUCUGGGAACAUUGAAAAAUCUAAAGACUUAGUACUCAAGACAAUUUGGGUCUAAGAAUAAGAACAUAUUAAGGACUACCUUAACAGAGAAAAAAUCUUAAACUAAUAUGAGAAAGAAAUAUAAAAAGCUUUUGAAUAGAAUAAAAUGAUGUUUGAUCUUCAAACAGUUGUUGACUAUGUUAGGAGAAAAGAUUCUUAAACUAAGUUUGAAGACUUUAUUGCAAAAAAUUAAGAAAGAAUCAAGAAUAAAAAUGAAAGUAUUAAGUCUUCUUUAGAGUUAAUUUUAAAGAAUGAUGAUUACAAGAUAAAUAUUGGAGUAACUCCAAAAUCUGACCAACUUCAUUAGGGCUUCAAUAAGAUAUGUGGUCUUAAAGGAUCAAUGCUUUCAGGGGGAUAAAAAUAAAGAAUUGCGAUUGCUAGAGCAUUGAUAAAGGACCCUAAGAUUUUGAUUUUAGAUGAAGCUACCUCUGCUCUUGAUGAGUAAUCACAAGAUUUAGUAAAUAAUGCUCUUGAAAAAGCAAUGAUUGGUAGAACAAGCAUAGUUAUUGCUCAUAGGCUAAGUACGAUUAAAAACUGUGAUUGGAUAUGUGUAUUACAUAAAGGUCAGAUAGUUGAGUAGGGCACAUUCUAAAAUCUAGCAGAAGAUGAUUAAUCUUAUUUCUAUAAAUUAAAGUCCGGGAUGGAAAUGUGA